UGAAAGUAGAAAAACAGUUACUGUAGAAUGGUUUACCGUAUGUUUUGUGGUUGUUACACACAGCAGUUUAUUUAUUGAUUUUUGCCUGAAACUUCAGUGAUUCUAGAUUUGUGGACAUUACCUGUACAGGGUCUGCAUUAACUGGAUUUGAUACAAAACACUUCUAUUUUAACCACACACACAGGGCAUUCCUACCAAAAUGCUCAGAGUGAAUUAAAAGCUGGCUGACUUCAGACAUCCCAGGGACUGACACUGAAGUACACAAAGUAGAAAACAGUCUACAGGGAGAAAGAAAACAUGCAGAAUUUGUGUGCCACAAAUGGGAGAGCAGAGCAAUGCUGUGGGGAGCACAGACGGAAACUGGAGUUAUUCUGCAUUGAGGAUGAGGCCUUUGUUUGUGUGCUGUGUGUUCCUGGACACUCAUCUCACAGAUUUUUGCUGCUGCAUGAGGCAGUCAGUUUGUAUAAGGACAAACUAAAUACAACCUUGUUGUCCCUGCAAUUAAAAGUCAAGGAUCUUAAAGAUUCGCAAAAAAAGACUGAGAAGGAGGUCCAGGACAUAAAAGAACAUGCUUGCAGUUUGGAACAAUACAUUACGUUACAGUUUGCAAAACUACAUCAGUUUCUGUAUGACAGAGAACAAAAACUCAUUCAGCAGCUUAAGAAGGAAGAUGCAAAAAUUCUCAAACAGAUGGAAGAAAAUCUCGAAGGCAUUAAAAAAAAUGUUACGGACACCAACAUGGCGGUGUCUGAUGUAAUCUCAGGGCGCAAGAGUGAAGAAGUGGAGAUUCUAAAAAAAACAGAAGAAAACUCCGGAGAUAUUAAACAUUAUACUUUGGCAACUUGGGAAGAAGCCGUCUCUGACGAUUUGCAGAUCAUAAAGCAACAAACCAUUGGCUGUCUAACAGUACCAGAAACAUUUGAAGAUGUUGCUGUCACUUUCUCAGAAGAGGAAUGGAAGAUAUUAAGAAAACAAGACAAGAUGCUUCACAGGGAAGUGAUGGUACAGAACUAUGAAAACCUGAUUUCAAUGGGAUACAGAAUCCCUCCAAAGAAAUUAUUACUUCUACUUAAAGAAGGUGGUGGUGUUGAAGUGUCACGUGGUACAAUGGAAGGUAAACUUGCCACAGAACCUAAAGUUAAUAUUGAAGACAAGCUCAACAGUGAAGGAUCUCAGCUGCAUCACUUAACGGAGAAUUUACAGCAGUGUGCUCAUCCUUUGAGGGGCUGCAAGAGUCUUUGUCUCCCUCCUGUACCACACCACCACUCAGGACAUAAAUGCAGCCAGAGCACUGAAUCUGACAAUAAAACACCUCAGUUGCAUCACCCAUCAGAGAAUCUGCAAAAGUGCACUCAGCAUGUGAAAUGCUGUGAAAAACUACAUCACACACAUGCACCACAGCUUCUCCCUGGAAAUAUCUGUAGCAGGAGCUCUGAUUGUGACAGUGCAACACCUGAAUUACCUCACCCAACAGAAAAGUUGCAGCAGUGUGGUCAGCCUGCAAAGGACUCAGCCAUUCUUCAGCCUACUCUUGUACCACAGUCUCCCUCAGAACAUAACUUUAACAAGAACUCUGAAUGUGAUAAAGGUUGUAUUGUUCAGCAGAUUCCAGUAAUCCAGAAUUCUCACACAGCAGAGAAGCCAUGUAAUUUCGUUGAAUGUAUUAAGAGUUUCGUACAAAAGAAUGAUCUGAUAAAAUAUCAAAAGACUAAGAGUUGCAUAGGGGAAAAAAUAUAUACAUACAAAUGUCCUGAAUGUGGUAAGUCUUACAGAGGAAAGAGUGCUCUCUUAUAUCACCAAAAAACUCACGGGGAGAAACCAUAUAAAUGUUCUGAAUGUGGUAAGUGUUUUUCACAGAGCAGUGACAUGAUACGUCAUCAGGCCAUUCAUACGGGAAAGAAACCAUAUAAAUGUGCUGAAUGUGGCAAGUGUUUUUCGCAGAGCAGUAUUUUGAUGCGCCAUCAAGUCAUUCACACAGGGGAGAAACCAUAUAAAUGUACUGUAUGUAGCAAGAGUUUCACAAGACCAAGUACGCUUAGAGCCCAUCAACAAAUGCACACAUUUGGAGAAAUUAAGAAAAAGGAGAAACCAUAUAAAUGUCCUGAAUGUAGUAAGUGUUACACAGCAAAGAAUGCUCUUGUAUACCAUCAAAAGACUCACACGGUGGAGAAACCAUAUAAAUGUACUGAAUGUAAUAAAUGGUUUAUGUGGCAUAGUCAGUUGAUAUGCCAUCAGGCUCUUCACACAGGGAAGAAACCAUAUAAAUGUACAGAAUGUGGUAAGUGUUACACAGAAAAGAGUGCUCUUUUAUAUCACCAAAAGACUCACACGGAGGAGCAGCCAUAUAAGUGUACUGAAUGUAACAAAUGGUUUAUGUGGCAUAGUCAUUUGAUACGACACCAGAUCAGUCACACUGGAGAAAAACCAUUUAAAUGUGAUCAGUGUAGUACUAGUUUUACACGGCAAAGUACGCUUAGAGCCCAUCAAAAAAUUCACACUGGGGAGAAACCAUAUAAAUGCACGGAAUGCAGUAAGUGUUUUUCACAUAACAGUAAUCUGAUACGCCAUCAAGCCAUUCACAGAGGGGGAGAGGAAGAAUUACACUCCUCUUUUACUGAGAACGUACAAGCCACUCUAGGAGGUGUUGACCAUUAACUUGCAUUCACAGCUUAUGGGCAUUUAAAGUCCAGCAAUGACAGCUGAAAGGGGAAAAAAUAUAUGAAAUGAAAACCAUAAUGGAAUCACCCAUCAUUAAAACCAUGACAGAGAACUGUGAAAAGGGGUGGGGCCUAAGCACGGUAUGGAUAUUUAACUAAAAACGCAUUUGGUAGUAUUCCCCAUUAAUUGUUCAAGCUUAUCAAUGUGUAAAGUACACUGUUCAUUGAUAAAUGGCAUAGAAUUCACUAUAAAAUAGUGACAAACCACUUUACAAUCAGCAGUAAAAAAAGAGGGAAAUUUAUUAUCACAGUUAUAAAAAUCCAACAAGAGAGAUUCCAGGGUGAUUAAUUGUCUCUGUUGCUGUUUUGCCUUUCUCUCAGUCCAUGCUGUUUUGCCUUUCUCUCAGUCCAUUAAGCUGUCUAUGGCUAAAGCUGGAGUUCUAGCAAAUGGCCUUGCCAAAUGACAUCUCACUUCCAUUUUACGAAUGAUUUCAAAGUUUAUAGUUCAUCUGACAAGCAACUGAAAAUACAACAAAUGAUUUGAAACUUUUUCAUGUAAUAUAAGACAGACAUUUGGCCUUAAUGGGUUUAAUGUGUGAAAGCAAUAUUUAUCACAAGAAAUCUGAAACAUCAAGGGAAAAAGUCAUAACUGGAGAAGAAUAUGGCAUUAAAGACCUUUUAUUCAGGAAGGGUUCCUGCUAGUCCAAGAGGCUGAAUAAUUGCAAAUCCUAUGUUGGUCCAAUAAGAGGUAUUACAACAUGUCUGUUCAACA
Molecule: messenger RNA, 3429 nt
Organism: Protopterus annectens (West African lungfish)
Lineage: Eukaryota; Metazoa; Chordata; Ceratodontiformes; Protopteridae
Product: zinc finger protein 879-like
Biological process (GO): negative regulation of transcription by RNA polymerase II
Molecular function (GO): DNA-binding transcription repressor activity, RNA polymerase II-specific; zinc ion binding
Source: RefSeq, a predicted model, not a curated record